Brienomyrus brachyistius is the source of this 3083-nucleotide messenger RNA. It is a transcript of the gene rxfp2a, whose product is annotated as relaxin family peptide receptor 2a. Bases 160 to 2526 code for a protein of 788 amino acids. Gene Ontology annotation, molecular function: G protein-coupled receptor activity; protein binding. Gene Ontology annotation, biological process: G protein-coupled receptor signaling pathway. Lineage: Eukaryota; Metazoa; Chordata; Actinopteri; Osteoglossiformes; Mormyridae. The transcript has 19 exons. Gene Ontology annotation, cellular component: membrane. The record is from RefSeq and is a predicted model, not a curated record.
GGAAAACCACUGGUGCGUAUGCGGGUCUAAUCGGGAUGGGAUGUUUCCCUGAAGACAGCCGCAGAAACGAGCUCUCAGAUCAACCACCUGCCCUUUCCUUGGGCCAGUGCCGCGAAUAGUGAGCGGGAUCUCAGCUGCACUACACGCUGUUCGGAGAGGAUGCAGCAUUUGGAGAACCCCCACAGUCUCUGGAGCUUGGGGGGCGAGGGGUGCGCUGUAGGGAUGCGAAAGCGGGCGAGGACAACGGGAUCCAGCAGACCUGAGAUGCUGCUCUGUAUGGAUGUACCUACGACUGUACUGAUUGUUCACCUGACAUUAACGGCUAUUGCAGGAGAGGCAAUGAUGGCCAGCAGGGCGGCAAUAGAGGGCUGUCCCCUUGGCCAGUUUCCAUGUGGAAAUCUGAGUGUCUGCCUGCCCCAAGUUUUCCAGUGUAAUGGCCAAGCAGACUGCCAGAAUGGGGCAGAUGAGGAGAACUGCGGUGAUAACAGUGGCUGGGCAGCCUUCUUUGACCAGACCAUCAAGAGGGUGGCUCCUCAGGAGUUCCGCAGAGGCUGCUUUCUGGAGCAGUACCCAGACUACUGCAGCUGCAUCGAGACCAGCCUCCAGUGCGUCAGUCUGAAGCUUAAGGAGGUGCCACCGGUGUCGGCCAAUGUAACUUCACUAUCCCUUAGGAGUAAUGAAAUCCGAAAGCUGCAGGAUGGAGUCUUUUCCAUGUUCUCCGAACUGCAGAGACUAUUCCUCCAGAACAAUGGCAUACGGAUUGUGUCCGGCCAGGCGUUCAGAGGACUGCACCAGCUCCGAAAGCUGUCCCUGAGUCAGAAUAACAUAACAUCGCUGAGGCCUGGUGUGUUCAACGACCUCCACAAAUUGCACUGGCUCAUCCUGGACGACAACCCCCUGAAGAGGGUCCAGCGGGACACGUUCCUCGGCCUCACGUCCCUGUUUUUCCUGUCUAUGGUGAAUACGUCCUUAGUGCAACUCCCAGAGGCCAAGUUCUGCCACCAUAUGCCUGCACUGAGUUGGCUGGACUUUGAGGGAAAUCGAAUCCAGACUUUCAAAUUCUCCGUGCUGCUGUCGUGCGAAGAACUCACCGUGCUGUGUCUCCGUGACAACAACAUCAGCGUGCUACAGGAGAACACCUUCCAGCCCCUGCGGGACCUGGGGGAGCUUGACUUGUCGAGCAACCAGAUUACGGAGCUUCCAAGCGAUAUCUUCAGAGGCUUAAAAUCUUUGCAGACUCUAAAUAUUUCCCACAAUCCUUUGGUUCGUAUCCACCCUGGACAGUUCGAUCCCCUCGUAUAUCUUCAGUCUCUAAGCCUGGAAGGCAUCGAAAUCCCAGACAUCCAAACCAGAAUGUUCCAGUCUAUGAAGAACCUCUCCCACAUCCUUUACUCUCACAGAUACUUUAAAAAGUUUCAAUACUGCUCAUAUGCUCCCCACGUGCGGAAAUGCAAGCCCAACUCGGAUGGGAUCUCCUCCAUCGAAGACCUUCUUGCCAGCGUCAUUCUCAGGGUGUCAGUAUGGGUCAUGGCCUUCAUUACCUGCUUCGGGAACCUCUUCGUUAUUGGCAUGCGCUCCGUCAUCCGGGCCGAGAACAACCUUCACGCCAUGUGCAUCAAGGUUCUGUGCUGUGCAGACUGCCUGAUGGGGGUGUAUCUGUUCCUCGUGGGGGUGUUCGACGUGAAGUUCCGGGGGGAGUACAACCGCAAUGCUAAACUGUGGAUGGAGAGCUCCACCUGCCACACCAUGGGAUUCCUGGCCAUGCUGUCCUCUGAGGUGUCUGUCAUGCUCAUCACCUAUCUGACCAUGGAGAAAUUCCUGGCCAUCGUCUUCCCCUUCAGCCGCCUGCGGCCAGGCAAGCGACAGACCGCCUGCAUGCUGGCCUCCAUCUGGCUUCUGGGCACAGCCAUCGCAGCCAUCCCAUUACUGGACGAGGGCCUCUUCGGCAACUACUACGGACGCAAUGGUGUGUGCUUUCCACUGCACUCGGACCGGUUGGAGCGGCCCAUCAUAGAGGGAUACUCAACAAGCAUCUUCCUGGGUCUUAAUCUUGCAGCCUUCCUGGUUAUAGUCGUCUCCUACUCUAGCAUGUUCUACUCCAUCUACAAAACGGGUCUCAAUGCAGCCGAUCUGAGCAGCCGGCUGCACCGCGACAUCGCCAUAGCUAACCGCUUCUUCUUCAUCGUGUUCUCCAACGCCCUCUGCUGGAUCCCCAUCUUCCUGGUGAAGAUCCUCUCCAUGCUGGAAGUGGAGAUCCCAGGCCACAUCACUUCCUGGGUGGUGAUCUUCAUCCUGCCCAUCAACAGUGCCUUGAACCCCAUCCUCUACACGCUGACCACCAGCUUCUUCCGUGAGCAGGUGGAGAUGCUGCUAUAUCGCUGGCAGCGUCACCGAAUCGUCCAGAGGGACCGCAAGAGCUUGACCAGCUCAGGCCUAUAUGUAGAAGCUUCCCAGCGUGCCUACUACCAUCCUCAGCCCUGUUUGCCCAGGACCACCCUCGAUGACAUAAACACCAAGUGUAGUUGACACUUAAAUGAAUAUAAUCUUGGUAUGUGGUAUUUCUCGUUUUAUGUUAAGUCGUUUUUUAUUUGCAUGUUAUUUUCUCUGCUUUUAAUUUGAAAGAGCUUGCAGGGAAUACAGCACUUUUAUUUUGGUACUUCCUCUUAAUCGUUAAAGAACCCAUAGGUGGGUAAGUUGGUUUGUUCUGGCGUGACUAGAGCUGGAAAAAGGACACAAAAUUGACAUUUAUUGAAUAUUCCGUGCAAGUCAGCGCCUAGCUGGAGUGGGAACGAGGUAUUUAUGCUGAAAUCGUGUCUAAAAUGUUGUCUUUGUACUUUUUGUUAAAGUUUCCUGUUGGUUUUAAAACUCAGUGAAGGUUAAUAUUGUUUUUCUAUAAACUGUUUGCUAUGCUGUGUUAAAAAGGGGUUUAAACACUUCUGUGAGUGGUAAACGUGCAGUCAUCUGUACAGAGAAAAUAUUUCGUUGGUAUAUGUAAUUAUUAUUUAUUUGCGAUUUUGUGUAUUUUCUUUGUGGCUCUUAUGGUGCGUUUGUGAUUAAGCUGCUAUUAAAGUUCACCAAAAGCA